Messenger RNA from Spizellomyces punctatus DAOM BR117, 1168 nucleotides. RefSeq lists its product as uncharacterized. The transcript has 7 exons. Bases 108 to 1040 code for a protein of 310 amino acids. The record is from RefSeq and is a predicted model, not a curated record. Lineage: Eukaryota; Fungi; Chytridiomycota; Chytridiomycetes; Spizellomycetales; Spizellomycetaceae.
AGCAACAUUGGGCUUACGAACUGUUUGCUCCUAUUCUUUAGCGACUGCCCACCCCAUCUUUCUACUCAUUUGUCACCAUUUCCCUUCUCCUCCGUUUCUGUUCAUUCAUGUCGGUUGGCGACCCUACAGUGUCACCCUUUUUGGACGCGUUCAAAUUUCUGGAAACCAUCGAGAAAGACCUGGGUGAUGACAAUCUUUUCACGCAGUUUUUAGAGCUUCUCCCAGUGUUUGCUACCCACGCAGCUAAGGAGAGUGAAGAGCUGCAGACCCAACUCGUUCCUGCGAUACAUCCCUUUCUCGCCAACUCAUCCUCUGCCAUUUUCGCCACCUUUGAAACCCUUGCGGAAUUGGUAAAACAUCAACCAGGCUUCUCAGAUGGGUUUACGCGGCUGGUGGAGUCUUAUUGGGUUCAAGCCCAUGUAAGAGCAAUUUUGACUUUGGCGGGAUUCGGCGAGGAUGUUUUUCGUGGAUACAUCACCGCUCUCCAACUCGGUGCACCAAAUGCAGAGCAUCAGGACAUUAUGCGACGGAUCUGGAAUUGGUUUGAGGCAAACGUUGAUGCCCGAACGUUAGGAAAGCUUCGCAUAGCGUUCCUUCAGGAAGAAGUUGCUCAGAGCAUGGGGAUGGACUUUGAGACAAUGGCAAAGGCUCAGACGACAAUUGCCGAUGAUGAACUGUAUCACGACGUGCUCAAUUAUUUGGUGAUGUCGCAAAGCCAAAAUAUUUCAUGGUAUCAGAUCUUUGACAUGAUCAGAUCUGUUGUGCUACGACGGAAACCCGCCGUUUGGGAGGAACUGGACGCCAUAUUAUCCGAUUGGCGCAUUGCGAGCGCCGAAGAAUUCCUCUCCAAAGCCCGUGACAUCAUUGAAGACGACGAAUUCUAUGCUGAAUUCAGUGCGCAGUAUAUCGCCGAUUCCGACGAAACAAUGAACAGCCUGGAAACAAUAACAGAUGACGACCUGUUGGUUGAUCAACUUAAGAAACUGCAAAUAUCUGCCGCGUCGCCUCGCCCACAAGGGCCACGGCGUCCGGUGAUAUAAUGAAGGUACUUUACGUCGUGUACUACGACUGAUGUGAGUUACUGGUGCCUCUUUGCUGAUGCAACCUCAUAUGUUAAAUAAUAUCUGCUUUGAAUUUAUAAUUGUCAAAUAUAUGAAACUGCUACCCA